AUGGCUGAUCAAGACGGUUCGAAGCUCGAACAUUCCCUGGCUGACCAGUUUCACGGGCUGACGGAGCUUCGCAGUAGGCGCUUGGACGCGGAGUCCAAGGACUCGGUUCGGGAGGGCGCGGAAUUUUUCUCGGACCUGGCCCAUCUCAGUGAGCGCAUGGUUUCGGAGUUGCGUAGCAAUAGCGAGCUGGUCAUCGUGGAGGGGGGGCAUACCCCAUCCUCGUCUUGCUCGCUGCGGAAGGGCUCAUCCACGACGGCUUCAGCGGGAUGGUGGCGAGUUUGCGGAAAGCUUGCCACAAUCGCGCAGGAAAAGGGCGCGGGGUGCGCAGGGCUGGGCUGGCGUUGCGCGGCCCGGCGUGCCAUCGCCGACGGCGUCCGCUCCGCGAGGAUCGCCCGUUCGCUGGCGGCCAGGGCGGGCAGCGUCGACGCCAACGCCUGCACCACGCUGGCGUUCGGCGGUGGCUGGGCGCGCGGCCCGGUUCGUCGAGGCUCGGGCCGCUCGUCGCAGCCUCCGGCGUGCGCAGCAGGCUCCCUGGGCCAGGAGCUCUUCUUCUGGCAGCUCGCCGCCCGCACCCUCUGGACAGAUUUGAAAUGCUCGGCUUCGUGCGGUUCUCGCUCCCGAGGGGCUGUACCGCGCUCGUUGGGUUUCGGGGGCCAACGCUGCGCUUCUUCGAGUACCACGUGUGCCUCAGAGUCGUGGCCGGUGACCUCGGGGCCUUGGCAACCGCCUUGCGUACCGCUGUGA
Messenger RNA from Prorocentrum cordatum, 744 nucleotides. The record is from the annotation of a GenBank genome assembly. NCBI's taxonomy places the organism in Eukaryota, Dinophyceae, Prorocentrales, Prorocentraceae.